Messenger RNA from Theileria annulata, 2115 nucleotides. Its product is annotated as asparaginyl-trna synthetase, putative. The record is from RefSeq and is a predicted model, not a curated record. Gene Ontology annotation, cellular component: mitochondrion. The transcript is spliced from 3 exons. Bases 1 to 2115 code for a protein of 704 amino acids. Gene Ontology annotation, biological process: asparaginyl-tRNA aminoacylation. NCBI's taxonomy places the organism in Eukaryota, Apicomplexa, Aconoidasida, Piroplasmida, Theileriidae. Gene Ontology annotation, molecular function: asparagine-tRNA ligase activity; ATP binding.
AUGGCACCGACUCCCGGUUUGCCAAGCAGCGAUUUGUUAAAAAAAGCCCAGGAGAUGGCUGGAAGGCUGACAGUCUCCGAUUCCACAAAAGUUACCAAAAUCAGUUCACUGCUAUCCUCGCUGCGUAGGAACCCAUUUGACUCAAGGUAUGAGUCAGUUUCAGAUAACAUCAAUAAGGCGAUCAAUAACUGCUCAACAACGAAAGUUCCAAGUACACUAACAUUUCAGCAAUUAGAUCUUAUACUCAGUAAGAAGACUCUUGAUUAUAAAAAUAGUGAUGAACACACUGACACAAAGUCCUCUGAAUGCCCUGAAGUUAAAAAUGUACAAGUUUCAAACACAGGAGGUACAAGUGGAGACCAGUCAUUUGAAAAUUUUGAGAAUGAGUUGGAACUAGAACAAAAAUUCAGUAAGGAGAAAUGCUUGGUGAAAGUAUUCGGCUGGUGCAAAAGUAUGAGAAGCCAAGACGGAGGACGACUACUAUUCGUCAUAGUAAAUGACGGAAGCUGUAAACCUAACCUUCAAAUAGUAGUCCAUAAUGACUCGAAAGGAUAUAAAGAAGCUCUGAAGUGUAAGUCAGGAACAUCAAUACAAGCAAACGGAUUCCUAGUAAAUCGUGUAACUCAACCAAAACCUGCAAAAGAAGUGAGUAAGGAAAAUGAUUCUGAACUGCAAGGAGAAGAUAGAGAUUAUGAGUUGUUGGAAGAUGUUAGUAACAGAUAUGAACUGCACAUCACAAGUGAUGAUAGUAAUUACAUCCAGGUUCUGGGAUUAACUAAUUGUCCUGGGACAUAUCCAAUCGCUAAGAAAGAUCUGACAAUGGAGUUUUUACGAGAAAACGCACAUUUGAGACCUAGAACGUACCUGAUUUCGGCAGUAAUGAGAAUCAGAAGUUCUCUGUCAAUUGCGAUUCAUUUAUUCUUUCAGUCGAAAAACUUUCAUUACCUGAACUCGCCAGUGAUCACUACAGCUGAUUGUGAAGGAGCAGGUGAACUAUUUCAAGUUACUACUAUGUUUGAGAACGUAAAAAACGUGAAGGAACUUGUAAAUAAGAUGUAUAGUAAAGACACACAGCCUGAAGUGCCAAAUAAUUCCUUAAAUCCUGACUCAAAACCUUCAAAUGAUGCCGAAAAUAAUUGUGGUGGGAAACCUGAGGAUUCAAGUGGUUUUAACGGUACUGAAACUAAGGAUAGUGACUCGAAAGUUAAUGAACCUGUUGAUACAACUGUUGAUAAAACGAAUGCAGUUAAUACGGAUUACAAGUUAUUGUACAAGGCAGUUGACUUUAAGAAGGACUUCUUUAAGAAGAAGAGCUUCUUGACCUGCAGCGGCCAGCUGAGCGCUGAGAACUACUGCUGUUCGAUGGGGAGCGUUUACACCUUCGGGCCUACAUUCAGGGCUGAGAAUUCCCACACAAAUCGCCACUUGUCGGAGUUUUGGAUGAUUGAGCCCGAGAUGACGCUGGUUGACUUGCCAGGCCUGAUGGAGUUGACUGAGGAGUUCAUAAAGUUCCUCGUCAACUACAUACUGAAGCACAACUACGACGACCUGGUGUUUUUCAACAACACUGUGGACAAGGAGCUGUUGAGCAGGCUGUACAACAUAGUGAACAAGGAAUUUGUACACCUGUCCUACACGGGUGUGAUUGACAUUCUCCAGGAAUAUAUAAAGCAAAAUCCUGAACAACCUUUUGAGUACAACGAUGUCCACUGGGGUAUUGAUUUACAGAGCGAGCAUGAGAGGUUUAUUUCCGAGAAGGUGUUUAACGGCCCCGUGAUAAUAUACAACUACCCUAAACAGAUCAAGGCCUUCUAUAUGCGAAGGAACGAUGAUGACAAGACAGUUGCAGCCAUGGAUUUAAUCAUUCCGAAGAUCGGUGAAUUGAUUGGAGGGUCUCAGCGUGAAGAAAGGUUUGAUUAUUUGGAGAAAUCAAUAAAGGAAAAUAAACUGAACAUGCAGGACUACUGGUGGUAUCUGGACCUGAGAAGAUAUGGAACAAUUGUGCACUCGGGGUUCGGACUGGGAUUCGAGCGCCUGAUCAUGAUGGUCACAGGAGUCCAGAACAUAAAGGAUGUGAUCCCGUUCCCGAGAUACUCGGGACACUCUUUGUUUUAA